This is a messenger RNA of Lachancea fermentati, 462 nucleotides long. Lineage: Eukaryota; Fungi; Ascomycota; Saccharomycetes; Saccharomycetales; Saccharomycetaceae. The record is from the annotation of a GenBank genome assembly.
AUGGCUGAACAAAUUACUCAUAAAAGACCAUUGAAAAUAAGGCUCGACAAGGAUAAAAGAAAGCUUUUACAAGAGUAUUAUCAUCUAAAUGAGGCACAAGCUCAGUCGCAAAACAAACACAAUCUCCCUUCGCAAGAUCAAAGCUCUGAAAUCGAAUCGACAAAUGAUAAUGAAAAUGAUACAACUGCAACAACGACACCGACACCGGCACCUGUAGACAAGCCCAUAUCUGAUUCUACUCUGGCUGAACUUGUGCACAUACACAAUACGCUUUUGACGAAGGAAACUGAGACCAAUAACACAAUCAAAAACACCAUAUAUGAAAAUUACUACGACCUGAUAAAGGUCAAUAAGCUUCUAAGCAGUGUUGCAGAGGAAAGCACUGUCAAUAUAGAGCAACUGAGAGCUACUCUGGAACUACUUACUCCACCACAAUCAAGGAAAGAUAAGGAAAGCACGUGA